AUGGCGAUCUGUACUUAUAACGCACGAACGCUUGCAUCGGAAGCGGCCAUCGAAGAUCUGAUGAUGCAAGCCAAGAAGAUCAAGUACGACGUCAUCGGACUGACCGAGAUGAAAGGACGUCACCCUCUCAACGCCGUAUAUGAAACUGGAGAAGAACUGUUCUUAGGAACACGCGACAGUAGAGGUGUUGGUGGAGUUGGCGUCCUCGUCAACACGAGUAUGGCAAAGAACAUCGACUCUUUUGAACAACUUACGAUCCGAAUCGGACGUCUGCGGAUGAGAAGAUGUGGCCCAACACCAGCUUUGACUAUCUUCGUCGCUUACACUCCAACGAAUCAAGCUACGAAGGAGAAGAAGUCGAAGCUUUCUAUAAGGACCUGGAGAAGUUCUACAGAGAAGAUCAUACCUUUUACAAGGUCAUAA
This is a messenger RNA of Necator americanus (New World hookworm), 423 nucleotides long. RefSeq lists its product as uncharacterized. The record is from RefSeq and is a predicted model, not a curated record. Bases 1 to 423 code for a protein of 140 amino acids. The transcript has a single exon. NCBI's taxonomy places the organism in Eukaryota, Metazoa, Nematoda, Chromadorea, Rhabditida, Ancylostomatidae.